This is a messenger RNA of Acanthosepion pharaonis, 4269 nucleotides long. The record is from the annotation of a GenBank genome assembly. NCBI's taxonomy places the organism in Eukaryota, Metazoa, Mollusca, Cephalopoda, Sepiida, Sepiidae.
AUGUUUAUGCACCCAGGUGAUUACACUGUCAUUGAGGGUCUCAAGCAAGACUGCAAGACAGAUAUGCGUCUACAUCAGCAGGAUAUUAUCUUUGAUGGAAGUGAUAAUGAUGAAGAUAUGUUGGAUGCAUCUCUUGAGGUGACGCUGAAAAAAAAAAUCCUUCAAGAUAGAUGUCAAGUGAUUGUCUCACCAACCAACCAGUUGUCAAACAAUAUUGCGGAAAUGUUGAAGAACUACACUGAGAAUUUACUUCCGAUCUUUAUUUUUACAUACAAAGGUGAUAAAUUCACAAAUAAGGAAGUGGAAGAAUUGACCCUGUUGCAACAGUUGUCCAGUCUCCAGGCGGUCCUUUUUGUCCGUGUACCUCCUCCUGGUCAGCAGCCAAUUGAUAAUGAUCCUCCUGAUGGUGCACCAACAGAAUGCAGUUUUUUCGUUUUUUCUCUUCUCACUCUUCUUUCUUUUCUCUCACUCUUCCCUUUCUCUUUUUUACACUCUUCAUUCUUCUCUCUCUCUCACUCUUCCUUCCUCUCUCUCUCAGUCUCACUCUUCCUUCCUCUCUCUCUCACUCUUCUUUCCUCUCUCUCUCACUCUUCCUUCCUCUCCUCUCCUCUUCCUUCCUCUCCUCUCCUCUUCCUUCCUCUCACUCUCACUCUUCCUUCCUCUCACUCUCACUCUUCCUUCCUCUCACUCUCACUCUUCCUUCCUCUCACUCUCACUCUUCCUUCCUCUCACUCUCACUCUUCCUUCCUCUCUCUCUCACUCUUCCUUCCUCUCACUCUCUCUCUUCCUUCCUCUCUCUCUCUCUUCCUUCCUCUCUCUCUCUCUUCUUCCUUCUCUCCUCUCAUUCUCUCUCUCUUCCCUUCCUCUCUCUCUCUCUUCCUUCCUUCCUCUCUCUCUCUCCCCUUCCUUCCUCUCUCUCUCUCUCCUCUUCCUUCCUCUCUCUCUCUCUUCCUUCCUCUCUCUCUCACUCUUCCUUCCUCUCUCUCUCUCUUCCCUUCUCUCUCUCUCUUCCUUCCUCUCUCUCUCUCUCUUCCUUUCCUCUCUCUCUCCUCUUCCUUCCUCUCUCUCUCUCCUCUUCCUUCUCUCUCUCUCUCUCUUUUCCUUCCUCUCUCUCUCUUCCCUUCUCUCUCUUCCUUCCUCUCUCUCUCUCUUCCUUCCUCUCUCUCUCUCUCUCCUUCCUCUCUCUCUCUCCCUUUCCUUCCUCUCUCUCCCUUCCUCUCUCUCUCUCUCUCUCUCUCUCUCCUUCCUCUCUCUCUCUCUUCCUUCCUUUCUCUCUCUUCCUUCCUUCCUCUCUCUCUCUCUUCCUUCCCUUUCUCUCUCUCUUCCUUCUCUCUCUCUUCCCUCCCUCUUCCUUCCUCUCUCUCUCUCUCUCCCCUUCCUUCCUCUCUCUCUCUCUCUCCUUCCUUCCUCUCUCUCUCUCUCUCACACUUCCUUCCUCUCUCUCUCUCUCUUCCUUCCUCUCUCUCUCUCUCUCUCUCACUCUUCCUUCCUCUCUCUCUCUCUCACUCUUCCUUCCUCUCUCUCUCUCUCACUCUUCCUUCUCUCUCUCUCUCCUCUUCCUUCCUCUCUCUCUCUCUCACUUUUCCUUCCUUCCUCCUUUCUUCUCUCUCUCUUCCUUCCUCUCUCUCUCUCUCUCCUCCUCUCCUUCUCUCUCUCUCACUUUCCUUCCUUUCUCUCUCACUUUCCUUUCUCUCUCUCUCUCUCUCUUUUCUUCCUCCCUCUCUCUCUCUCUCCUUUCCUUCCUCUCUCUCUCUCUCUCUCUUUCCUUCCUCUCUCUCUUCCUUCCUUUCUCUCUCUCUCUCUCUCUUUCCUCCUCUCUCUCACUUUCCUUCCUCUCUCCUUUCCUUUCUCUCUCUCUCUCUCUCUCUCUUUCUUCCUCUCUCUCUCUCUCUCUCCUCUUCCUUCUCUCUCUCUCUCUCCUCUUCCUUCCUCUCUCUCUCUCCUCUUCCUUCUCUCUCUCUCUCUCUUCCUCCUCUUCCUUCCUCAUUCUCUCUCUCUCCUCUUCCUUCCCUCCUCUUCCUUCCUCUCUCUCUCUCUCUCCUUCCUCUCUCUCUCUCUCUCUCUCUCCUCUUCCUUCCUCUCUCUCUCUCUCUUCCUUCUCUCUCUCUCUCUCUUCCCUUCCUCUCUCUCUCUCCUUCCUUCUCUCUCUCUCUCUCUCCUUUUCCUUCCUCUCACUUUUCCUUCCUCUCUCUCUCUCUCUCCUCUCCUUCCUCUCUCUCUCCUUUCCUUCCUCUCUCUCUCUCCUCUCCUUCCUCUCUCUCUCUUUCCUUCUCUCUCUCUCCUUUCCUUCCUUCCUCUCUCUCUCUCUCUCUCACUUUCCUUCCUCUCUCUUCCUUCCUCUCUCUCUCUCUCUCUCUCUCUCUCUUCCUCCCUUCCUCUCUCUCUCUUCCUCUCUCUCUCUCUCUUCCUUCCUCUCUCUCUCUCUUCCUUCCUCUCUCUCUCUCUUCCCUCUCUCUCUCUCUCUCUCUCACACUCUUCCUUCCUCUCUCUCUUCCUCUCUCUCACUCUUCCUUCCUUCCUUCCUCUCUCUCUCACUCUUCCUUCCUCCCUCUCUCUUUCUUCACUCUCUCGUUCUUCUCCUCUCUCUCUCACUCUUCCUUCCUCCCUCUCUCUUUCUUCUCUCUCUCGUUCUUCUCUUCUCUCUUUCACUCUCUCGUUCUUCUCUUCUCUCUUUCACUCUCUCGUUCUUCUCUUCUCUCUUUCACUCUCUUGUUCUUCUCUUCUCUCUCUCAUGUCUUUAUAAGAGAUGGGGUGGAGCUGACUGAAGAGGAAGAACUGAAAACUGCUUCUGAUGUGAAAUUGUGUACAAGUCAAAUCCAAAACUUAGUGCUGAGAGAACUAAACAUUGCAAUUGCAGAUAAAUUAAUUAAUUCUGUUAAUGUUCUCAAAGAACUCUAUACAGGGACACUAACCAGGACUUUAGAAAAUCUGGAAGCUUGUGAGGCUGAAUUUAUAGAUGGUGCUAAAACUACAGAUGCCUUAAAACAAAUUUUGAAUGCUGCUUAUCAUGUGGAAAUUACUUUUGAAUCCAGUUCAUCAUUCAUGCGUUUAUUGCUUGAAAGGAUGAAACAGUUAAUUUUAUCUAUGCCUUGGAAUACACCACCACGAGUUGACCUUGCCUGGAAGAGAAAGGUUGCCAUCGACAUGUUAAGCAAUUUAUGUGAGACCAGGCUUGCCAAAAGCAUUGCUUCCCAAAUCCAAACACGCUUGAACAAAUCACACUCAUCAUUUACUGCUGCCCUGAAACAGCUUGAAUCCAAGCAUUCUGGCCGAAUGGAUAAAAUAGAAGUUGAAAGGAUAAGGUUAAGAAAGAUCCAUGCUCCCAAAGUAGCCAAAUUGGCAUUGGAGAGCUCUUCUCUAAAAGAUAUGGUUCUUUAUGGUGUACCUCGAAUGGGUCGUGAAAUUGGCCGAGGACAGUAUGGAGUUGUCUACGCUUGUGAAGCUUGGGGUAAUCAUGCCCCUUGUGCCAUCAAGUCUGUUGUGCCACCUGAUGAAAAACACUGGAAUGAUCUGGCAAUGGAACUUUUCUAUACCAAGAAUAUUCCAGAACAUGAUCGUAUUGUUUCCCUGCGUGGUUCAGUGAUUGACUAUCUUUACUGUGGUGGUUUGUCUCCUGCUGUUCUCCUGGUCAUGGACCGUUUGCAAAGAGAUCUACACUCGGCUCUUAAACAGCAACUUGACUGGGCAAGCAGGUUGCAAGUUGCAAUUGAUGUUGUUGAAGGGAUCCGAUUUCUCCACAGUCAAGGACUUGUUCAUAGAGACAUUAAAAUGAAAAACGUUCUGAUGGACAAAAAAAAUCGCGGAAAGCUGACUGAUUUGGGUUUUUGUAAACCCGAGGCUAUGAUGAGUGGAAGUAUUGUGGGUACUCCAAUUCACAUGGCUCCAGAACUCUUCACAGGUCGAUAUGACAAUACUGUUGAUGUGUAUGCAUUUGGAAUUCUCUUCUGGUACCUAUGUUCAGGCAAAGUCCAAUUGCCUCAGGCAUUUGAUGAAUGCUUUAACAAGGACCACUUAUGGCAUUCAGUCAAACGAGGUUUAAGACCAGAACGAUUACAGACAUUCAGCAAUGCAUGCUGGGAUAUAAUGACACAGUGUUGGCAUGGCGAUCCUUCUCAGCGCCCUCUUUUGGGCAUUGUAGAAAACAAACUGCGUGAAAUUCAAAAGACUUUUUUGGCCAGUAUUGAAACUGUAAAUGCCAAUAAAAUAUCUACAAAAAAUGAUAGUAAAAAUAUAAAUUGGUACAGUAAAAGACCACAAAAUCAACGUUAA